GAAUUUAAUAGCUUAUAUAUGCAUCAUCAUUGCAUGGGUUCAACGUACCGAGUAUACAUACAUUAUGCAUUUCAAUAAGACACAAUGGAUCAGAGUUCCACCGUAAGGCAGCAUUAAUUGCUACCUCUCCAGAAAAUUAUCAUCGUAGUAGGUAAAUGUCUACUGAUUUCUAAUUCGUUUUAUUCGUUUUAUUUCUUCAGUCGAACGGGACAUAAUGUUGCGGCACUCGGUAUCUCAAGUCUUCGGCUUAAAGCACCCUGCUUUAUCCCCACGUGAGAAUGACGACAUUGGACAGCAACCUCGGCCGCCCGACAUAAAAACAAAUCAGUUGUCGGCUCAGACAUCACCAAAUGUCUUAUCUCUAAACUCAUCACCUCAGUCGUCAUACUCUCAAGAGCCGAUUUCAAUGCCGAUGCCGACUCCGGUUCCGGUCCCGGCAGUUCAGCCAUUGCCGCUUCCCGGUCACAUGCCACAAGGUAUCGCAGGACCGAUACCAUACCCUUCGACUCUUGCGACUAUGAAGAUGGACGCUUCGAGUCUGCAUCCUGUUUUCUUCACCGAGAGGUUACGAAGGUCGCCGUUCGUGUUUGACUCGGUGGGAGUAACUAGCCCCGUUGCGCAUGGAUACGCCUAUCCGGAAACACAGCGAAGAACCGACGGAACUAUUUCUUCUAGAUUAUGAGGGAUGUUUUUCAUGGGCAAAGGGGUAGAGGCAGGCGUCAUGAACCAAUGUUUCGACCAAUAAUUUGGAUGGCCGAGUACCCUUAACAAAUAUUCGAGCUUGUCUAGAGAAACUAUUCUUAUUAUAUCAUAAGGCGAUCUGCUUGCUACAGACUUAGCUAUAAUCAUAGGA
Daldinia loculata is the source of this 853-nucleotide messenger RNA. RefSeq lists its product as uncharacterized. Bases 215 to 682 code for a protein of 155 amino acids. The record is from RefSeq and is a predicted model, not a curated record. The transcript has 2 exons. Lineage: Eukaryota; Fungi; Ascomycota; Sordariomycetes; Xylariales; Hypoxylaceae.